Molecule: messenger RNA, 595 nt
Organism: Eimeria necatrix
Lineage: Eukaryota; Apicomplexa; Conoidasida; Eucoccidiorida; Eimeriidae
Exons: 1
Source: RefSeq, a predicted model, not a curated record
AUGGGGCCCCCAGACCCCCAGAAGAGGCCCCACGGAGCGGGGGGCCCCCCUGCCUUUGAGUUGAGGCCCUUAGACCCAGCUGUGAGGGCUGCUUCUGCUGCUGCAGCAGCGCCUGCAGACGCAGCAGCAGCAGCAGCGAAGCCCCGUGGUAAGAAAAAGGGAGGUGACCCUGAGCGCCGUAAGCAAUGCAGCAUCCACGCUCUUAUGAAACGCAUCUCUCUCGAGUGCAAGUCUGCUGCUGCUGGCGGCGCUGCAGCAGCAGCAGCAGCAGGAGAACCCGCAACGUCAGCAGCAGCAGCAGCAGCAGCCAGGGAAGCAUCCGACUCAGCAAAUGCUUCCGGCUCCAGCGCUUCCCCUCCCUCCCAAUCACCAGCAGCAGCAGCAGCAGCAACAGCAGCAGCAGCAGCAAAAGUGCCGGCUGAAAGCCCAGAUGAAGUUUCUCUUUUCAUGUUUGACUUCGGAGAGUGCGACGCCCAGCGCUGCAGCGGCCGCCGUUUGCUGCGGCACUGCAAACUCAACAAGAUAACAGCUGCUGGCAGAGUGCAGUACGCGCAGCGGCUGGGUGGCCGCAGCAGCAGCAGCCGCAGCAGCAGCA